This is a messenger RNA of Aspergillus bombycis, 600 nucleotides long. RefSeq lists its product as uncharacterized. The record is from RefSeq and is a predicted model, not a curated record. The transcript has a single exon. Bases 1 to 600 code for a protein of 199 amino acids. Lineage: Eukaryota; Fungi; Ascomycota; Eurotiomycetes; Eurotiales; Aspergillaceae.
AUGGGGAUCGCACAUGGUGUUGUCUUUAUGAAACGUUUGUCUAUCUUUCCCAUCUUCCACCUCGGCGCCGCUCUUGACGGCACGCAUGCUGACAGACGAUACAGAGAGUCCUGUACCGAGGCGGGCAACCAGGUUAAUAUCUGUUGGAACAACGAACGCAGCCCGCUCGGCAACAUCAGCAGCCAGUUACUGGAAGACACAUACUCUUCAUUGAGCGCUGAAGCCCCAUCCGCGACCACCUGGGCUUUUGAUCCACAGUCAUUGCUUCCUGCUACCUCCACACCCUCCACCUCGACAUCUCCUCCCAGCACAACCACUGCCGUGACUACCCCCUCGUCAAGUCCCAAUUCCCCCUCCGCAUCUUUAUCCGGUGGCGCUAUUGCUGGUAUCGUGGUCGGUGUCGUAGUUCUGGUCGCAAUCGUACUGGGAGGGGCCGCAUACCUACUCAAACGGCAUCGCCGGCGACAGAAUCCCACCCCUGGAUUCCCCCCUGCAGAGUUACUAGCUCAUGAGACACGGCCAAAGGAACAACGGUAUGAAGCUGAUGGCAAGCCGAUAAAUUUACGAAGGCCUGUAGAAUUACCAGCAAGCCAUCAGUGA